This is a messenger RNA of Acomys russatus (golden spiny mouse), 2671 nucleotides long. RefSeq names its product interleukin 12 receptor subunit beta 2 (gene Il12rb2). Gene Ontology annotation, cellular component: membrane; external side of plasma membrane; signaling receptor complex. Gene Ontology annotation, biological process: cytokine-mediated signaling pathway. The coding region runs from base 1 to 2544 and encodes 847 amino acids. The record is from RefSeq and is a predicted model, not a curated record. Gene Ontology annotation, molecular function: cytokine receptor activity; cytokine binding. NCBI's taxonomy places the organism in Eukaryota, Metazoa, Chordata, Mammalia, Rodentia, Muridae. The transcript has 15 exons.
AUGAAAGCCUACCCACUUGAGUUUGACCCUGUGAACCUGCGCUAUCCAUGCAAGCGGGGCAAUGUGACUGUGCAGCCUUCUCCCAGGAUUCCACUUGGGGCAGCUGCCAAUAUUUCCUGCUCUCUGAAGCUCAGACACAUCUGCUCACCUCAUACCAGUUCUAACCAGUUAAUCCUCUUAAGGUCUGAUGAAAUAGUCCAUCUCCACCAUGGCGACUCCUUCACUUUUCAAGUCACCAACCUUUCCCUUGGUAUGACUUUAUUUGUCUGCAAGGUGGACUGUAGCAGAGGUUACAAACCCCCCGUGUGUGGGGUGGAGAUCUUCGUCGGUGUUGCUCCAGAGUCACCUCGAAACCUAUCAUGUGUCCAGAAAGGAGAAAAUGGGACAGUGACCUGCACCUGGGACCCUGGACGAGCUACUUAUCUAGAAACCAAUUACACUUUACAGUUAACUGGACCAAACAAUGUGACCCUUCAGGAACAAAACAGUUGUCGGAAUUGUAAUCGUUUGAGUCUUCGAUCCAAUCUAAGCCCCGAACUAGCUGAAGCCAAGUACACAGCCAGUGUCACUGCCACCAAUGACCUCGGAAACGCGUCUUCACUUCCAUUUCCAGUCACAUUUUUGGACAUAGUGAGGCCUCUUCCUCCGUGGGACAUCAGAAUCGACUUUCUAAAUGCUUCUGGGAGCAGAUGUACACUGCAGUGGAAAGACGAGGGGCAAGUGGUGCUGAAUCGACUAAGAUACCGGCCUCUCAACAGCGAGUCCUGGAAGAUGGUUAAUGCUACCAAUGCCAAAGGAAGAUACGGCCUGCAAGAUCUGAGGCCAUUUACAGAAUAUGAAUUUCAGAUUUCCUCUAAGCUACAUCUCUCUAAAGGAAGCUGGGGUGAUUGGAGUGAGUCCCUGAAAACACGAACACCAGAGGAAGCACCUGUUGGCAAAUUAGACAUCUGGUACACGAAAGAGAACGUCGGCUUUAACAAACAACAGAUCUCUCUCUUCUGGAAGAGUCUGAGUCCAUCAGAGGCAAGGGGAGAAAUCACCUAUCAAGUGACCUUACAGGACAUGACAGAGAAAACUACACUGCAGAACACUACAAAAAACACCUCCUGGACCGGGGUCAUUUCUAGAAUCGGGGUGUGGACUGCAUCUGUGUCGGCAACCAACUCAAAAGGCACCUCUGCACCCACACGCAUUAACAUAGUGGACCUGUGCGGCACCGGGUCGCUGGCUCCUUACCAGGUGUCUUCAAAGUCAGAGAACAUGGACAAAAUUAUGGUGACCUGGAAGCCUCCCAGGAAAGAGGCUUCUGCCGUUCAGAGGUACACAGUAGCAUGGAGGGCUCUCCAACCAGAGGGCACCAUGGAGUUCCCCCUACACUGGCUGCGGGUACCCCCCAACAACAUGUCUGCUCUGAUUUCAGAGAACAUAAAGCCCUACACCUGUUACAAAAUCUGGGUGUAUGCCCUGUCAGAGGACCAAGGAGGGUGCAGCUCCAUGCGGGGUGACUCCAGGCACAAAGCACCACUGAGUGGCCCUCAUAUCACCACCAUCACAGAGGAAAAGGAAAGCCUUUUUAUUUCCUGGAACCCCAUCCCAGUCCAGGAGCAAAUGGGCUGCAUCCUCCAUUACAGACUAUACUGGAAAGAACGAGACUCUACUACACAGCCUGUGUACCACGAAAUUCCAUACAGACCCUCCCAAAACUCAUAUCCAAUAAGCAGCCUGCAGCCUGGGGUGGCAUAUGUUCUGUGGAUGACAGCUCUGACAGCUGCCGGUGAAAGUCCCCAAGGAAAUGAAAGGGAAUUUUGUCCACAGGGCAAAGCCAACUGGAAAGAAUUCGUGGGAUCAAGCAUUUGCAUCGCUAUCAUCAUAGUGGGCAUUUUCUCCAUCCGUUGCUUCCGGCAAAAGGUAUUUGCUUUCCUUUCUACUCUCAGGCCUCAGUGGUAUAGCAGAACCAUACCAGAUCCAGCAAAUAGCACUUGGGUAAAGAAGUAUCCCAUUGUGGAGGAGAAGACCCAGCUACCUAUGGACAGCCUGCUGAUGACCUGGACCACUCCUGAAGAGCCUGAGCCCCUGAUGAUCAAUGAGGUCCUUUACCAAAUGAUCCCAAUCACCAGACAACCCUAUUGCUCCAAAAGAGGACAAGGGUUCCAAGGUUACUCUACCUCCAAGGAAGACACAAUAUACAUUGCCUCAAGUCCACACCCUACAGGAACUCCCACAACUGAGACAAGACAACUAGUGAAUCUAUACAAGGUGCUGGGAAGCAGGGACACUAACUCCAAAUUGGACAACCUUACCAGCCCCUUGACAGUCACCCCAGUGGAAUACCUUCCCAGUCACGAAGGCUAUUUACCCUCCAACAUAGAAGACCUCUCUCCCCAGGAAGCUCCUUCAACUGAAUCUUUAGGCCUGGAACAUCAACACAUUCCUCUUUCCAUUUUUGCAUCAAGUGCUCUCCGCCCACUCACCUUCUGCGGGGAGAGGCUGACUCUAGAUCAGCUAAAGAUGGGGUAUGUCUCCCCCAUGAGUAAUGAGGCUUGAUAUCUAAAAGGUCAGUGCACUCCAUAAGUAAAAUAACAAGGGCAGCACAACACAUCAAUUUGCCCGGUCACUGCUCCAGUGGUGGUCAUCUCAGGCCUGUCUGUAGCUUCAGGACAGUGAGACAAAC